AUGGUGUUUGUUGCGUCCCAGACGACGCUGCUUGGUGUCGUGCUGGUGUUUGGGGCGUCGGCGCUGACCUGGAAUGUGGUCAACACCGCAGGGAACGUGCUGUGCCUUUCACAGUCGCCAGAGGGCCACUCCAGCCUGAUGAUCAACCUGGUCAACGCGCUGUUCGGCGUCGGCGCCCUCUGCGCGCCGCUGCUGGCGGAGCUCUGCAUUUCGCUGUGGGGCUCCACCCUGGCCGCAUACCCCGCCACGGCCGCGCUCACGGCCGCGUCGGGGUUGGUGUUCCUGCUGCUGCCCAGCCCGCAGACGCCCGUGGCCGCCGCCGCGGCCGCCUCCUCCGCGGCGGAUGGCGCGGGCGCCGCGGCAGAGGCGGGGGAGGGCGCGCGGCAGCCGCUGCUGGCGGCGGCGGACGGCGGCGCGCAGGGGGGCGCGGCGGCGGCGGGCGGGAAGCGGGGCGGCGACGGCGGCAGCUGGGGCGCGGGGCCUGGCGGCGGCGACCCGUGGUCGCCAUGGGGCCCCCUGGCGCGCGUGCUGUGGCCGGCCGCCGCCUUUGUGUUUUUGUCUGUCGGACUGGAGGUCGCCUUCGGCGGCUGGACUACGGUCUACGCCACCCGCUGGCUCGGGCAGUCCGAGGCCGACGGCCACGCGCUGACAUCAGCGUACUGGGGCGCCUUCACCGCCGGCCGCGUCGCCGCCGCCGCCGCCGCCGCCGCGCUGUCGCCGUCGGCGCUGCUCCUCGCGUCGAUGCCGCUCGCGCUCGCGGGCGGCGCUGCGGCAAUCGCGCUGCCGCCGGCGGCGCUGGCGGGCGCGCCGGCGACGGCCGCAGUCGUCCUCGUGGGCCUGGGUGUUUCCACCGGGUUUGCAAACCUGCUGGCCCUUCUAGAGGCCUACUCCCCCAUCAACGGCAGCGUCACCGGGCUGCUCAGCGGCUUCGCGGGUGCGGGCACGAUGCUCAUGCCGCUGGCCAUCGCGCUGCUCGCGAAAUCCACGCCCCUGGGCUACUCUGGGCUGAUGUGGACCACCCUGGUCGCGAUGCUGCUGCAGUUUGUGUGCCUGCUGCCGAUCAUGACGGGCGCGGGGGCCCAUAAAAGCGGCGUGCUUGUGCGGGCGCACGACGUGUCAAUCCCGCCGUCCGAGGCGGGAGGCGGCGGCGGAGGCGGCAGCGGCGAGGGUGGAGAUACUGAGGAGGGGCUUGGAGGUGCGGCACCUGGGGCAGCAAUUGCGGCAGCGUCUCGGCGGUGA
Monoraphidium neglectum is the source of this 1239-nucleotide messenger RNA. RefSeq lists its product as hypothetical. NCBI's taxonomy places the organism in Eukaryota, Viridiplantae, Chlorophyta, Chlorophyceae, Sphaeropleales, Selenastraceae. The record is from RefSeq and is a predicted model, not a curated record. Bases 1 to 1239 code for a protein of 412 amino acids. The transcript is spliced from 3 exons.